Molecule: messenger RNA, 657 nt
Organism: Penicillium salamii
Lineage: Eukaryota; Fungi; Ascomycota; Eurotiomycetes; Eurotiales; Aspergillaceae
Source: the annotation of a GenBank genome assembly
AUGUCUGAUCAUCACCACGACCAUAGUGGCGGUUGCCACAGCGAAGACCAUGAUCACUCCAACGACAUCACCCCCGCCAUCCAGUCCCUACUCUACUCCCAGAUUGAUUUUGGGAGGAUUAUCACCUUAAAUGAAACUACUCCCAAGGCCGGUGCGGCUAUUGUGCAAAAGACCUGGGCGGAGCGACUGAACGAUGAACCCGAGCUCGAAAGCGAUGCGGACGAGCAAUUACUCAUGACCAUUCCCGGACAAGCAAACAUCCACUCCGUGCUCCUCUACACCGCCCCCACGAUCUCCGCCCCAAAGACCGUAAAGCUAUUCAAGAAUCGCGACGACUUGGACUUCUCCACGGCAUCAGAACUACACCCCACACAGACGCUCGAGAUCCCACAGCCGGUACCUGGCGCAGACGUUUUCGAACUCCCGCUCAACCGUGCGCAUUGGAACGCCACUACCUCGAUCACGUUGUUCUUCGAGGAUAACUGGAGUGAUGGCGAGGAAGAUGUCACCAAGGUUGGGUAUGUGGGGUUCAAGGGGCAGUUUAUGAAGUUGACGCGCGAGCCGAUCAACUUCCUCUAUGAGGCUGCAGCGAACCCACAAGACCAUGUUGCUGUUCCGGGUGUUGGAGGAAUCGGGAGCGUCUUGCCUGGGCAGUAG